Molecule: messenger RNA, 617 nt
Organism: Colletotrichum godetiae
Lineage: Eukaryota; Fungi; Ascomycota; Sordariomycetes; Glomerellales; Glomerellaceae
Exons: 2
Coding region: 111-491 (126 amino acids)
Source: RefSeq, a predicted model, not a curated record
UCUAGGAUACGAACGGAUACCACCACCCAACACAUCUAAGCAGACCGAAGAAGUUUGAAGACAGGAGCACACGAGCGUCGCACUCAACUCAUUUCAAGGCUUCCCGAUCUAUGGAAAAAACAAUCAAAUCGAGCAAUCUAUCGCAUGCAAGUCGAGAUGGACCCCGACGCCUCCGUAUUCCUUGUGGGUUUUGCCGCCACCACCGGAUUCAUGGUGAUGAUUGCGUUUUUCGGGAAGAUGCGGUUGCCAAGCUGCCAAUGAUCCCUUGUGCACAAGAUGUGGGCUCCCUGAGCCGGCUACUCACCAGGAGGGGGAUGGAACUUCGCAGUCCGAAGGAUCCCACGCUCCAGGUAGCAAGAUGGACGUCUAAAAUGAUUGAUGGCGUGUUUUCUGAACUGUCCUUACCUGGAGAGUCCCAGCGACAUAGCUUAACUUGCCGGAAGACUGUGUCAAUCGGUAUUUCUGGAACUCGCACAAACUACGGCCCAUGAAAACGGAGUUUCUGUCAUCUGUGCGAUGUUGAAUCUUGAGUUUAACAGCAGAAAGCUGCAAGACGCCUCUGAGAACUGCGUUUAAUGUUCCUUAUCAGGGUUUCGGAUGGUAAAGCUCAUAAUCAA